This is a messenger RNA of Hymenoscyphus albidus, 1054 nucleotides long. The record is from the annotation of a GenBank genome assembly. NCBI's taxonomy places the organism in Eukaryota, Fungi, Ascomycota, Leotiomycetes, Helotiales, Helotiaceae.
AUGCAUCUUAUUCGGAUAAUAUCAUCUAUUUGCCUCCUCCUUUCCCUAUCCUUCGCACGACACAUUUUCUCCCCACCAUUCCUUAAAUCGCUUGAUAAACGAGCGCAAAUAGAAGUUAUCGGCGCGCCGAUCUGGGGAACCAAACCACCAGCGCCUAUAAUCGCGGAUGACGUACUACGCUAUGUGAACCAAAUCGCGGAGAUGUCCCAGUUAAUUGUAGAUAAUGUUAAAGAGGAGGAUGCCAUCUUCCUGCAGUUCUUCGGUGAUGUGAAGUAUUACACUAACGUCAUGAGUGAGAUCCUCUCCUGUGAACCUGUCUCUUUUUCUUUAUUUACUAACCACAAACCACAAUAAGAUAUCUACCGUCGAAUGGCCAACAUCAGAAACCCUCAGGAUCUAACUAAACUCAGAAUCGUAGUGAAUGCCAACCCCGAACCGGACUCAGACGACUCGGAGGACGAAUCAGAGGUCUCUGAAACCACCGCCGAGUUCAUGGUUGAGGACGGUAUCGCCAAUGUGAAAGUUUACUCGGCUUGGAGAACCAGCUGGUCGUUCUUGGAGAAACCGCUUCUCACUACUGAGCAUACGGAUGUAGCACAACUCGAUACGAUGCUCUCUACUAGACAGGCCAUGCUCUUCCACGAGAUCUUGCAUUUUGUUGGAGAGAGUUCCAUUUAUGGACCUGUGAUACCAGGCGAGGAGCUGAAACGUAAGAUUCCAUCGGGUACAAAUUUCAGAGGAGGAUGGUAUGCUAAUGGAUAGUAGGUCGGUUUGAUAAGGGUAGUAUUGCAGACGUGAUACCUUUCCAGGCGGCCUCGGAAGGCCGUGGCGAUGUGGUAUGCUUAGCAUUUUCCCCGUCUGCCUUGCAUUUAGGACUAAGAUCUUAUGGUAGGAUUUUCUACGCGAAGCUAUGUCCAAACCCUUUGACGAGAGGGGUUUCAAGUCAGAAGGGGCUUAUGGCGCGGCAAACUGCCUUGCCCUACCGCAAGUACGCCAUGGUCCGUUAUUUGCUGUUAGUGUCCUCUACAUUUGUCUCAAGACUCGCUAUUAUUAA